AUGACUGAGCCGCGGCGGUCAACAAGGGCGCGCGCUCGCGAAGACGCUGCGCCGCCUGUGCCCGAGACAAGCAGCGAGAAGCCUGCGAAGGGCGCCAAGUCGACAUUGAAGCGCAAGCGAGCCAGCGUCGCCGUCAAGGACUCGUCGGUCCCGGGCACACCUGUGGGGGAAGCAGCACAGCAGGGACUGAAGCAGACGCUGCCGCUCAGGAUUGCAGAAGGCCAGCCGCUCCCGACGCUCCCCGACCCGCAGCCCCUCGAUCUAUCAGCUGCGGAAUGGCAGAACAUCCAGCAGAGCGGCGUCCUCAGCGCCUCGCUGCAGCGGUCGCGUGCCGUCUGGGUGUCUGGCGUCAACUUCCGGACCUUCCACAAGAAGCACGCGAUGCCAAAGAAGGUGUCGGAGCGGACAGAGGCAGACAAGGCCGGAAAGGCGCGGCAGAAGGAGAUUGAGAAGAACUUCCCCCAGGUGGGCACCCUGGAUGCGCAGCUGGUCAUCGAGCCGCACACCUUUCCCAUCAAGCUGUACGCACCGAAGGAAGGCAGCAGACCUGCUCAGAAGAAGAUGCCGCCUCUGCCACAACAGUACGGCGCCUGGCCGAACCACAGCCAGCACAGCCAACAGCCUCCACAGUAUCAGCAGUACAGCCAGGCGCCAUACCCGCCGAAGCAGCAGCAGCCCCAGCCACGACCGCCACGACCGCCGCCCCCGAAGCCCGUGCAACAGGCCCCGCCACAAACGGCGCCGGGGCCUGCCUCCACACCUGCCCCCGACCCAGUCAUCCACAUGCUCGCGGCAAGGGCAGGUACGGAUCCAGAGUUGAAGUCGGUGAUGAAGAUAGUAGCCGCUGGACAAGCGAGCAAGGCGCAGCUGGAGUUCUUCCAGACGCAUAUCAACGAGUUGACAGAGAUAUUGGAGAAGAACAAGAAGGCAAAGGCGCCGAUGCCGCUGCCUCAUACUCCUGGCCCACCGAAGCAACAAGCGCCAACACCGACCCCAGCACCUCCACGACCUGCGCCGCCCACUCCACAGCAGCAGCAGGGGCCGCCGCCUACCACCACACCGAAGCCCUUCAGUCCAGCGCCGCCUCAAGCGCAUCAGCAACGACCGCCCCUGCCCCAAUCAAGACCACCACCCCCAAACGCACAUCCUGCGAAGAACUACAGCCAGCCACCAUACUACCAACGUUCCUCGCCACACUACGCCCCCUCGCAACCACCACGCGUCACAUACCGACCCCUUACAUUUGAGUUUGUUGAAGGGAACGGCGACCGCUUCUACUUCCCCUCGUACAGUUUCAUGGAAUGGCUACCGAACGGCUCAGGCGCGAAAUUUAGUUUCCUCGUAACCAAGCUCAAACCGAAGCCAGAGGGCGCAGUCAAGACUCCGUCGACACCGGUGCCACCACAAACACCGCAAACACCGCAAACACCAACUGCUCCCGGCGCACCAAAUGUACUCAACGCAAAUGGGCUAAGUAACCCUCCGUUUCCGCCAGCGCCUGGCGGUCCGACCGCCACACCCAUGUCCAUGCCCACACCGUCCUACGUCGCUCCUCCACGCAUCGAGGACUUUGACGAGCGAAACGACAUGAAAGACGUCGACUUCUACCAGCCAGUCACAGUCCUCGUUCUGACUGAUGAGCACGAGGUCAAGAGCGCCCUGCCACGCGCUAUACGUCCGCCAAGCGUUGUCGAGAAAUACAUGGAAGAGGUAUUUGAUACAUGCAAACGUGCUGAAGAAACAUACCUGGCGUUCAGGCUGCCCAAGGAUGGGAAUAUGGAAGUCGAUGCGGGGACAAAGAGUGGUGAUGUGACGCCAAGCGUGGGCACACCCAUAGCAGAUGUCACGAUGGGCGGCAUGGGGCCAGCUGUUGCGGAGAAGAGGAAGAGUAUUGCUGGAAGGCCGAGGAAGAGCAUGGCCGCUUGA
Didymella exigua CBS 183.55 is the source of this 1926-nucleotide messenger RNA. RefSeq lists its product as uncharacterized. The coding region runs from base 1 to 1926 and encodes 641 amino acids. Gene Ontology annotation, molecular function: ATP-dependent H2AZ histone chaperone activity. The transcript has a single exon. The record is from RefSeq and is a predicted model, not a curated record. Gene Ontology annotation, cellular component: Swr1 complex. Gene Ontology annotation, biological process: chromatin remodeling. Lineage: Eukaryota; Fungi; Ascomycota; Dothideomycetes; Pleosporales; Didymellaceae.